UUCAUUCAACAUCUAAUGGCUGAGAGAACCCAGACAAACAUUGGAGAGGAUCUUCUGUUUAUUAUAAAUGUGAGACAGUGGCCGAGGCGAAAAGAACAGAAAUCACCUAUGGCAAUGGGAAGCUUUCCGAUUCAUCUCUUGCACUUGGGCUUCUUGAUGAUGGUAAUAAUCACGGCGAACUCGCUGUCGUUGCUGGCUCAUAGAAAUUGGACGGUAUCAACGAGUCAUGACUCGGCUUCAUUCAAUCGGAGUAGCUUUCCGGUUGGUUUCAUUUUCGGGACUGCUUCUUCUGCUUACCAGUAUGAAGGUGGAGCAAAAGAGGACGGCAAACGCCCAAGUAUAUGGGAUGUUUUCACUCGUAAAUACCCAGGUAAGAUAAGAGACCUUAGCAAUGGAGAUGUGGCAAUCGAUUUUUAUCAUCGAUAUAAGGAAGACGUGGCGAUAAUGAAGGGUCUUGGGUUGGACGCAUUCAGAUUCUCCAUCUCUUGGUCUAGGGUUAUACCUCAUGGAAAAGUAGGUCAAGGAAUAAACAAGAAAGGUGUUCAAUAUUACAACCACCUCAUCAAUGAGCUUCUAUCGAAAGGAAUCAAACCCUUUGUAACUCUAUUACACUGGGAUCUUCCACAAGCUCUGGAAGAUGAGUAUGGCGGUUUUUUAAGUCCUCGCAUUAUUGAUGAUUUCCAAGACUAUGCGGAGCUUUGUUUCAAAGAGUUCGGUGAUAGAGUGAAGCACUGGAUCACUUUGAAUGAGCCAGUGAGUUUCAGCUAUGGAGGAUACAACUUGGGCAUCAAAGCACCUGGACGAUGUUCUAAAUGGGUUGGAAAUUGUACUAGUGGGAAUUCGGCGACUGAGCCCUAUUUGGUAACUCACCACCAGCUUCUUGCUCAUGCAGCUGCUGUGAAAGCAUACAAGGAUAAGUAUAAGGCAUCUCAAAAGGGAAAGAUUGGAAUAACACUAGACGCACAUUGGAUCAUGCCUUACUCAAAUGACAUUUCUAACAAGGCUGCAGCCAAAAGAGCUCUUGAUUUCAUGUUUGGAUGGUUUAUGCAACCAUUAACCUAUGGUGAUUAUCCACAAAGCAUGCGAUCUUUAGUUGGAAAUCGAUUACCGAAAUUCUCCAUAAAGCAGUCAAAGAUGGUAAAAGGAUCAUUGGACUUCAUUGGGCUAAAUUACUUCACUACUAAUUAUGCAGCUAAUGUUGCAUUCUCCAAUGCAACUAAAAUGAGUUAUUCAGCAGAUUCUCAUACUAAUAUCACAACUUCAAGGAAUGGGAUCCCCAUUGGUCCAAGGACUGCUUCGGAUUGGCUGCUCGUAUAUCCCCGAGGAAUAUGGAAGUUUUUGCUCUAUACAAAGCAAAAAUACAAUAAUCCAACGAUUUAUAUCACUGAGAAUGGGAUAUCAGAGUUCAACAACAGUACACAGACAUUGGAGGAAGCCCUGGCAGAUAACAGGAGAAUAGACUAUUACUAUCAUCAUCUUUUAUUCCUCAACAAAGCCAUCAAGGAAGGUGUUGAUGUAAGGGGAUACUUCGCAUGGUCAUUGUUGGACAACUUUGAGUGGGACUAUGGUUACACAGUUCGAUUUGGAAUAAACUAUGUGGAUUACAAAAAUGGGCUGAAGAGAUACCCGAAGCACUCUGCCUUUUGGUUCAAAAGAUUCCUCCAGCGAUAGGAUACUAGAUCAAACCAUACUUGGAUGGGAUUAAUUGGAAAAUAUCUCAUAUUUUCAGAGAGGGUAAUACCAUUGCAGACUUCUUAGCAAGAUAUGCGGCCAAGACUGGUGUCUCUGGAAUUAAUGUAAAUUUUCCAGGUCAUGUAGCGGAGCUUCUUAGCAGAGAUGCUAAUGGAAGACCCAAUUAUAGAUUCUACUAGUGUCCCCUCUCCCUCUCCCUCCUGAUGUCAAUGCCAAAGGUGGGGGGUUGGAGAGGUUUGUUUAUGGUUGCUAGUUUGAUGUACUGUCUAUUUUAUAUUUCUACGCCUUUCUAAUAAAAUUAUCCUUUAGUGACAAAAA
Messenger RNA from Macadamia integrifolia, 2010 nucleotides. Its product is annotated as beta-glucosidase 13-like. Lineage: Eukaryota; Viridiplantae; Streptophyta; Magnoliopsida; Proteales; Proteaceae. Gene Ontology annotation, biological process: carbohydrate metabolic process. Gene Ontology annotation, molecular function: beta-glucosidase activity. Bases 16 to 1671 code for a protein of 551 amino acids. The record is from RefSeq and is a predicted model, not a curated record. The transcript has 13 exons.